AUGAAAGAUGUUAAUUCUGAUAAAUGGAUUGAUGCCAAUAGAGAUGAAAUAGACUCGAUGGUUAAGAAUGAAGUUUGGGACAUCGUUCCAUUGACUGAUGGACACAAAGCAGUCGGGUGUAAGUGGAUUUUUAAGACCAAGCUCGACUGUAAUGGCAAUGUAGAACGAUAUAAAGCCAGACUUGUAGCAAAAGGGUUUAGUCAAAAGGAAGGCAUCAAUUAUAGUGAGACUUUUUCACCUGUGUCUAGAAAAGACUCUCUCAGAAUUAUCAUGGCGUUAGUAGCUCAAUAUGAUCUCGAGUUACAUCAAAUGGAUGUGAAAACUGCCUUUCUUAAUGGAGACUUGCAAGAAGAAGUCUAUAUGCGCCAACCUGAAAGCUUCAUAAUCGAAGGUCAGGAAGAUAUGGUUUGCAAAUUGAAGAAAUCAAUAUAUGGACUGAAACAAGCUUCGAGGCAAUGGUAUCUAAAGUUUGAUGAAACCAUCACGAAAUUCGGUUUCAAAGAAAACAUUGUGGAUCCAUGUAUAUACCUCAAGAUCAGUGGGAGUAAGUUCAUAUUUUUGGGUGACAAGCUUAACCUUAAGCAAUGUCCGCAGAACGAAAUGGAACAUAAUGAAAUGCAAAAGUACCCUUACGCAUCUCUUGUGGGAAGUUUGAUGUACGCACAGAGUAACCCAGGACUUGCUCAUUGGAAAGCUGCAAAGAAAGUUUUGAGAUACCUAAAAGGAACAAGAAACUACAUGUUGACAUAUCAAAAAUCAACACAUCCACAAAUGGUUGGAUUUUCAGACUCAGAUUUUGAUGGUUGUGAAGAUUUUAGGCACUGUACUCUCGGCUAUGUGUAUCUCCUUGGUGGAGGUGCCAUUUCAUGGAAAAGCCAGAAGUUAGAAUUGAUUUAUACAUCCACCAUGGAGGCUGAGUAUGUAGCAUGUUAUGAGGCUUCUAUUCAAGGAACAUGGUUACGGAAUUUCGUGUCAGAGUUUGGGGUUUUGAAUUUUGUUGACAAACCUCUAACUCUUUACUGCACUGAGCUAAUGGUCGCAGACAUAUUUACGAAAGCAUUACCUCCAAAGACAUUUAUGAAGCAUGCAGAAAAUGUAUUCAAAAGAUUUACAGGGGAUGAUGGAAAGUUUGAGCAGUCUCUUACGGGAGAUGCCAAAGGUAUACUGAGCUUGUAUGAAGCCGCUCACUUGGGAACAACAACAGAUUAUAUAUUGGAGGAGGCAUUGAGUUUCACAUCGAGCCACUUAAAGUCUUUAUUGGCAGGUGGGGCAUGUCGGCCUCAUUUCUUAAGGCUUAUAAGGAACACACUUUAUUUACCUCAGCGGUGGAAUAUGGAAGCAGUAAUUGCAAGGGAAUACAUUUCGUUUUACGAACAAGAAGAAGAUCACGACAAGAUGUUACUCAAAUUAGCCAAACUCAGUUUCAAGUCAUUGCAACUGCAUUACAUUAAAGAACUAAAAACCUUUAUCAAAUGGUGGAUGGAGCUAGACCUUACUUCUAAGUGGCCAAGUCAAUUUAGAGAGAGGAUCGUGGAAGCGUGGCUAGCAGGAUUGAUGAUGUAUUACGAACCACAAUUUUCAGGUGGGAGGGUAAUUGCCGCUAAGUUCAACUACCUUCUUACAAUUUUAGAUGAUGCUUGCGAUCAUGCUUGCGAUCAUUAUUUCUCUAUCCCUGAGCUUACAAGACUCGUAGAUUGUGUGGAAAGAUGGAGUCCUGAUGGCGUUGACACACUAGAAGGUAUAUCACGAAUUGUCUUCAAACUUAUGUUGGAUGUUUUCGACGAUAUCGAAAGAGGAGUGAGGUCUAAAGGAAGUUCCUACCACUUGAGGGAAAUGUUAGAAGAGCUCAAGACACUUGUGAGAGCAAAUCUUGAUCUUGUCAAAUGGGCACGAGAAAUUCAGGUGCCUAGCUUUGAAGAACAUGUAGAGGUUGGUGGAAUAGCACUUACCACAUAUGCAACAUUAAUGUAUUCUUUUGUUGGAAUGGGAGAGACUGUUGGGAAGGAAGCUUAUGAGUGGGUAAGAUCGAGGCCAAGACUAAUCAAAUCUCUAGCAGCAAAGGGUCGUUUAAUGGACGAUAUGACUGAUUUUGAGAACGACAUGAGUAACGGUUUUGCUGCGAAUGCGAUCAACUAUUAUAUGAAGGAAUGUUUAGUUACCAAGGAAGAGGCUAUUCUAGAUUGUCAAAGAAUGAUCUGGGACAUCAAUAAGACCAUAAAUGAGGAACUACUCAAGACAUCUGACAUGCCACGUCGAGUUCUCAAGCAAGCACACAAUUUUGGACGCUUAUUGGAACUCCUCUACACCAAGUCCGAUGAUAUAUACAAUUGUAGUGACGGAAAACUCAAGGAGUAUAUGGUAACUCUUCUCAUAGAUCCAAUACGUAUUUGA
This is a messenger RNA of Camelina sativa (false flax), 2391 nucleotides long. NCBI's taxonomy places the organism in Eukaryota, Viridiplantae, Streptophyta, Magnoliopsida, Brassicales, Brassicaceae. The record is from RefSeq and is a predicted model, not a curated record.